CUUUGGGGGAAAAGGUGGAAAUAAAUAACUGUAAAAAUGGAGAUGACCAGUGGAGAAGAGGAGAGGGAGUGAAUGAGUUGUGCAGAGGUGUUAAAGAAAGGUGAUAUUGCGAUAAAGUGUAAAGAGCAGCAUCUUGUAUGUAAAGAAUGAUCUGAAUCGGUAGUUAAUACCAUUUUUUCAAAUCCUGAGGUUGAAAUACCUGUUAAGUGCUUUAUUUGAUUCUCCGAGGUUGAUUCUACUCAGAUUGAAAAGCUAAUGACGCCAGAGCAGAUGCUUCUCUAUAAUUUUUACUAUAAAUCUAAAUAAAAUAGACUCAACUGUAGAGAAACUUGAGAAGUGUCCUUUCUGAUAUUACUGCGAGCCUUGGAAUCUCAAUAGAGAUCCUUACUUCUUCUACUGUAAGAAUGACAAGUGUAAUUAAAUGAAGCUGUACAACUUGAAAGCAAGGUUUUGAGUAUUAUCCACGUCGUUGAGCUCCUCCUCAUCUAUCAGAAGAGCACAAAAAUAAUGUUGAGCGCCAUUACAAGUGAUAUAAGUAUAGAGAAAUUAAGAGAGAUUGGGACCAAGCUAUCAAAAGAGGAACUUUAAGAUAUUGUCCUGGUUGUGGGGCUGGAUUCACAAAAGAUGAUUACUGUCUUAAAAUUACAUGAAAAUGUAAGACUGUAUGGUGCUAUUUCUGUGGUAAAUAAAGAAGAAGAUCUUGAUAAGAAAGAUCCUAAUGGGAAGUUUUACCAACAUUGACAUGAUUGGGAGACAAAUGUAAAAAGAUGUCCUUUAGAAUUAAAAGAUCUUUCAAAAAUUGAUUCUAAAUGGGACAAAAUAGAUGACUUUAAAAACGGAGAUUUGUUCCAUAAAAUUCUUAUUUAUAGAGAAAUUAAAGCGUUCUUUGAGAAGUAUACAAGAGAGGAAUUUGAAUGUCUAUGUGAAGCUAUUCCUUCUGUUGCUAACCACACUUUUGAUAUUGAAGAAGCGAUGACAAUGGACUUAGAUUUAAUCAAAAGAAAAACAAAGGAUUCUGACUUAUAGGAUAAGAGGAGAAGUUGAAAAUUGUUGCUGAUCUAUUUUUUGUUGUAUGAAUUCUUUAUUUUGGUCAGAU
This is a messenger RNA of Moneuplotes crassus, 1096 nucleotides long. Lineage: Eukaryota; Ciliophora; Spirotrichea; Euplotida; Euplotidae. The record is from the annotation of a GenBank genome assembly.